AAGAAGCGACCAGAUGGCGACAACAAAGAGCUGCCGUAGUGACGUAAGCAGAGGCUCGGUUGGAGGGUUUGUCAACACUCUUCACAGGUGUGAGGAUUGCAGCAAGCAGUUCAGUACGGCAAGUAAGCUGAAGAGUCACAUGCGGACCCACACAGGGGAGAAACCCUACAAGUGUGAGGAGUGCAGCAAGCAGUUCAGUAGACCUGAUAGUCUGAAGAAACAUAUGCGGAUUCACACAGGGGAGAAACCCUACAGGUGUGAGGAGUGCAGCAAGCAGUUCAGUCACCUGAGUGAUCUGAAGAAACACAUGCGGACUCACACGGGGGAGAAACCCUACAGGUGUGAGGAGUGCAGCAGGCAGUUCAGUCAGCUAGGCGAUCUUAAGACACACAUGCGUACUCACACAGGGGAGAAACCAUACAGGUGUGAGCAGUGCGGCAAGCAAUUCAGUCGGCUUGACCAUCUCAAGACACACAAGCAAACUCACACAGGGGAGAAACCCUACAGGUGUGAGGAUUGCAGCAGGCAGUUCAGUAGACCUGAUAGUCUGAAGAUUCACAUGCGGUCUCACACAGGGGAGAAACCCUACAAGUGUGAGGAGUGCAGCAGUCAGCUCAGUCAGCUGGGUAGUUUGCAGAAACACAGGCGGACUCACACAGGGGAGAAACCCUACAAGUGUGAGGAGUGUAGCAGCCAGUUCAGUAGACCUAGUAUUCUGAAGAUUCAUAUGCGGACUCACACAGGGGAGAAACCCUACAGGUGUGAGGUGUGCAGCAAGCAGUUCAGAGAGCUGGGUUAUCUGAAGAAACACAUGCGUACUCACACUGGGGAGAAACCCUACAGGUGUGAGGAGUGCAGCAAGCAGUUCAGUCAGCUGGGUAAUCUAAAGAAACACAUGCGGUUCCACACAGGGGAGAAACCUUACAGGUGUGAGGAGUGCAGCAAGCAGUUCAGUACAUCAAAUAAUCUAAAAAUUCAUAUGCGGACUCACACAGGGGAGAAACCCUACAGGUGUGAGGAGUGCAGCAAGCAGUUUAGUCAACUUGGUGAUCUGAAGAGCCACAUGCGGACUCACACCGGGGAGAAACCCUACAAGUGUGAGGAGUGCAGCAGCCAGUUUAGCGUGCUGAGUAAUCUGAAGAAGCACAUGCGCACUCACACAGGGGAGAAACCCUACACGUGUGAGGAAUGUAGCAGGCAGUUCAGUGAGCUGGGUAGUUUGAAGAAACAUAUGCGGACUCACACAGGGGAGAAACCAUAUAGGUGUGAGGAGUGCAGCAGUCAGUUCAGUGAGCUGUGUAGUUUGAAGAUACACAUGCGCACUCACACAGGGGAGAAACCCUACAUGUGUGAGGAAUGCAGCAGGCAAUUCAGUGAGCUGGGUAAGCUGAAGUACCAUAUGCGGACUCAUACAGGUGAGAAACCCUACACGUGUGAAGAGUGCAGCAGACAAUUCAGUCGGCUCGGUCAUCUAAAGACACACAUGCGGACUCACACAGGGGAGAAACCAUACAAGUGUGAGAAGUGCAGCAGGCAGUUCAGUCACAUAUAUGCUCUGAAGAGUCACAUGCGGUCCCACACCGGUGAGAAACCCUACACGUGUGAGGAGUGCAGCAAGCAGUUCAGCUGGCUGGGUAAUCUGAAGACCCAUAUGCGGACUCACACAGGGGAGAAACCCUACAAGUGUGAGGAGUGCAGUAGACAGUUCAGUGAGCUAGGUAGUUUGAAGAGACACGUGCGGACUCACACAAGAGAAACCCUACAGAUGUGAGGAGAGCAUCUACCAGUAUAGUGAACUGAGUAGUCUGAAGACUCACAUGCGGACUUACACAGGGGAAAACCCUACAGUCGUGAGGAGUGCAACAGCAAGUUCAGUGAGCAGUGUUUUCUGAAGAAACACAUGCGGACUCUGGGGAGAAACCCUACAAGUGUGAGGAGUG
Messenger RNA from Branchiostoma floridae (Florida lancelet), 1940 nucleotides. RefSeq names its product zinc finger protein 271-like. The transcript has a single exon. Lineage: Eukaryota; Metazoa; Chordata; Leptocardii; Amphioxiformes; Branchiostomatidae. Bases 14 to 1771 code for a protein of 585 amino acids. Gene Ontology annotation, molecular function: DNA-binding transcription factor activity, RNA polymerase II-specific; RNA polymerase II cis-regulatory region sequence-specific DNA binding. Gene Ontology annotation, cellular component: nucleus. Gene Ontology annotation, biological process: central nervous system development; regulation of transcription by RNA polymerase II. The record is from RefSeq and is a predicted model, not a curated record.